AUGCGACACUGUCGAACAUUUCUAACGAGAAGAACCGAAAUUUCCAAACCACCGGAGUAUUAUGAAGGAAGGCUAGAAGGAACAGCUCCAGAGCAUCAAUGUUACAUUUUUCUACACGCGUCGCAGUCUCCAGAACUAUUUCCAAAGGUUCAGAAAACAUCAGUAUCCCUCGAGCUACAGGCGCGUGCAACGAGGUGGGGUGGUAUCGUGAAUUUCUCCUGGUUCAACGACGGAUCAGCUCCACAGAUGAUCGAGAAAGGGCUACAACCAGCGACUGUAUUUUCACGUCUAGGCGGAAAGCUUGAAAUUCCCGAUGUCUCGCUUGAGAACAUUGACCAGGUCGAAGAUACCAUCAAGACACACCUCCAAGGGCCUUCACUGCUUACCGAGGGAGAGAAAGGGGGUUCAGAUAUACAUAUUUAUGUAUGUACUCAUGGUGUCCGUGACUGUCGGUGUGGAGAGCGCGGAAAACAGGUGUAUAAUGCUUUGGUAAAAGCGGUGAACGAUGCUCGGCAAAGGGAACCUAUCGCUCGCAAUAUCAGGAUUGGGGAAGUAGGCCAUGUUGGUGGACACAAAUAUGCAGCGAACGUACUGAUAUACCCACAGGGUGAAUGGCUUGGAAUAGUCAAACCCGACGACGCUCCUUCACUCAUUAAUCAAGCACUCGAAUCGCUUAGAAAGGGCGUUAAACCUUUGGAUUCAACUGCUCCUCCAACAUUUCUCUCUCAUUGGCGGGGUAGAAUGGGGCUUUCAAAAGAAGAGCAAAAAAAUUUAUGGGCCAAGCACGCAGGUAUAGAAGAUAAUCAUGUGGCCGAGAAAGAACUACGACCAAUCCCCAGAUCAUAA
This is a messenger RNA of Psilocybe cubensis, 846 nucleotides long. RefSeq lists its product as uncharacterized. The record is from RefSeq and is a predicted model, not a curated record. The transcript has 3 exons. NCBI's taxonomy places the organism in Eukaryota, Fungi, Basidiomycota, Agaricomycetes, Agaricales, Agrocybaceae. Bases 1 to 846 code for a protein of 281 amino acids.